Molecule: messenger RNA, 4669 nt
Organism: Cottoperca gobio
Lineage: Eukaryota; Metazoa; Chordata; Actinopteri; Perciformes; Bovichtidae
Product: neuromedin-U receptor 1-like
Exons: 4
Coding region: 174-1397 (407 amino acids)
Biological process (GO): neuropeptide signaling pathway
Cellular component (GO): plasma membrane
Molecular function (GO): neuromedin U receptor activity
Source: RefSeq, a predicted model, not a curated record
AAGCAUUAAAGAUUAAUGAAAUGCCAGUGCCAGAAAAACUACGUCCAGGAUGCAGAGAAAUAUGGUGAUUACACAUCUUCUCAUAUUUCUUCAAAUCGUUUUCAUCUCACAUCCUCAAGGAGCCCACAAACUGCAGGUUUAGAAGCCAAUUCACCUUCCUCCAAAUCGGCAACAUGCCGGAGCUGAACUGCUCCCUCGCUGCUUCUUUCACAUCUGGUGCCACAGUCUUCAGUGAUGUGGGUUGCCCUGAGGCUGCUGUGGUGUGUGGGAUGAACAUCUCUUGGGUGUUGGCUAACGCUACUGCACAGGAUCUGUAUAACAUGUGCUUGAGCGAGGAGGAGUACCUGUCCAGGAACCUGGGGCCCUCGAGGUCCCCUGUGUUCCUUCCCGUCUGUGUCGCUUACCUCACAAUCUUCCUGGUGGGCGUACUUGGCAAUUCUCUGACCUGCACUGUCAUUUUGCGCAACAGGGUGAUGCAGACACCCACCAACUACUACCUGCUGAGCCUGGCGGCGUCUGACCUGCUGGUGCUGCUGCUGGGCAUGCCAUUAGAGCUCUACGAUAUGUGGCAAAACUACCCCUUCCUGCUCGGGGAGGGGGGUUGCUACUUCAAAACCUUCCUAUUUGAGACCGUCUGCUUUGCCUCCAUCCUUAAUGUCACAGCGCUCAGCGUGGAGCGCUACGUGGCGGUGGUUCACCCCCUCAAGGUCAAACACGUGACCACACAUGCUCACGUCAAGAGGGUCAUCUUCAUGCUGUGGGUGCUGUCCAUGCUGUGUGCUGUGCCGAACACUAGCCUGCAUGGGAUUAUAGUGCUGCCUCCAUGGUUUGGACGACAGUUUCCGCGAUCUGCUAUCUGCCAUAUAACUAAGCCCACCUGGAUGUACAACCUGAUCAUCCUGAUUUCCACGUUGGCCUUCUUCCUGCUUCCCAUGCUGAUAAUUAGCAUUCUCUACCUGAUCAUUGGUUUGUGGCUGCACAGGGAGAGGAUGACGACUUUGGUGACAAGCUUUGGAUCGGAAAGUCUCUCCAGUUCCCACAAGCAGAAACUGAGCAAACGCAACCUGCAAGUCACCAAAAUGCUGUGUGUGCUGGUGGUUGUGUUUGGCCUUUGCUGGGCUCCCUUCCAUGUGGACCGCUUGAUGUGGAGCUACAUUGACUUCUCGUCCGAUCUGCACCUCCAGGUCUUCGAGCUCGUCCAUAUCGUCUCUGGAGUAUGCUUCUACCUGAGCUCUGCCAUCAACCCCAUCAUCUACAACCUCAUGUCCACCAGGUUCAGAGAAAUGUUCAGUCACCAUACUUGUUAUUCUAGCAGCUGGCAAACACGCUCCAGUUUACAGACAACCCAACGCAGCAUCUUGAGCGAGAAAAUGUCCAACAGUAUGAAAUGUACUUAGUCUGGGACAAAGGAAGUCCAAGAACAUUAUAUAUGGAUGGGUGAAAAAUUAAUCUAGGCCUACAGGGAACGAGGGGGGAUUGAAUGGUUUGAUGAGGCUGAAAAAGGUAUGGAUCGUAUCCUUUGACCUACACAGCACACUUGCUAGAUCUCAUUCCAACUAGCAACCACCAUCACUAACAUACCAACUGAGGGAAUAUCUUCUGGUAGAGCUCAGAGACUUAAAGAAUCUCCAUGUAUGCCAAGAUCGUUGAAGCUGAUCUGGAGGCAGGGUUUCUGUUAUCAGGUAAUUAUCCGUUUUGACGAGAAAAGCUGUAGAACUUUAAAUCUCUCCGUGUCCUGUGAAAAUAAUACCCUCAAAGCACAAUUUAAAUUGUACUAAAAUAGGCUCAAAUUAAUUUCCACAUAUCCUGCUAUUUUGAAAAUGAAUCUUCUUAAGCCAAGUCUGUGUUUCAAGACGGGUUGGAUGGGUUGCCGACGCAACUGUCUGUUGCACUGGGAGCAGGGGUGAUCAUUUUAGCCUCUUAAUAGCACCGCUUUAUAAAAGCACCUUAUAAGACACUUUGUUGAUUUUUCAUUUAAUUUGUCACCCAUCUGUACAUAUAAGUAUGCCACGAUAGAUAGACCUUCAUAUGAGAAAGGUCUUCAAAUGGAAUGUCACACAAAGAUGAACAGAUGAACCAUAUGACCAAAGGCUACGUGACAAGCCUCAAGAGAUGCACUUCAGAAAGAAUAAGCACACACUUCAGUAGUUCUUCAGUCUGUAGAGAUGAACUCCGUCUUGCGAGUAGCUGACCGGCAGUUCCGCAGGCCCUCUGUGACGAGGUGUUGGGUAUGAGAGGGACUGCUUUGUCUUUGGUUUUCUGAGUCAUCGACCACUGAAGCUGCCGCUGGAGCUGCCACUCCAAACAAAUGCUGUUUCCUUAAAUUUCAGACUUGAUAACUUGGGUGGCUAUUACAAGCAAAUACACUUAGUAAACUUAGUAAAUAAUAUUCUCACGAGCAGAAGAUCCUCCUAGAUUCAGAUGCACUGAAACUGGUAUCUCUACAGAGUGUAUUUAUCUAACUUCAGCUGUGUUAGCCACACACUGCUAUCAGUCACCCAGAUGGCCCUGACUGAUGGCUGGAAAUUGAAACUCACUCAACAGCUAUCAAGACUAGCAUUAAACAAAGAACAGUUUCAGCAGAAAAACCUAUGAAAAGCAAAUACACGUUAACUUAGUCAACUAUAUUCUCAGUCUAGCAGAAUUUAGAAUCCAAUUAAACUGAAAGUGAAAAAAUGAUGAGAUGGAGAAACACCGACCUCUCUUGACGUCAAUGUUCCGGUGAACAAUGAAAUUAUCAUAUAAAUGAUACAACAGCAUUGUUAUGCAUGGGAAAUAUAACCCAUCGACUGUCUCGAAUGUAAACAGUUCUAUUUGAGUAUGGUGGUGCAGUGGUUAGCACUGAUGCCUCACAGCAAGAAGGUCCAGGAUUAAAAUCCUUUCUGUGUGAUGUUUGCAUAUUGUCCCUGUGCCUGAAUGUGUAUAACUCACAGGUGGAUGAUGAAUGCAUUUAUUGUGUAUAAUAUGAACAAUAACAUUUUCAGGCUGGCUCAUUAUCACGCUUCUACAGCAAAGAAUGGCUCCUGUUUAAAAAAACAUUUGUAGGGGUGAAAAGUGAAGUGAAGCAGCGGAAUGAACAUCAUGUAAUUGUAUUUAUAACCCGUGGUGAAGCUGAGUAAUCAUGUGCCUUACAAGCAUUUCCACACAUAUUUACUUGAUAAUGUACUUACUUAUACAAUGUAUAAUAUUACUAAUACUACAUGUUGUUUAAAGCUUUAGAAAUGGUUACAGCCAGGUUUAAAGGAUCACCUGCAUCUAUUGCUUUCCUGAUAGUGAAACAUGUAAGUGUUAUUGUUGCUUCGUAUGUUGAAUUAAUUGCUUUACAGUUUUGAAAAUUGUAUCAAAAACAACACCUGUAUGUAGGACAUGUAGAUAUUUAUCUAUUUUAUUAAUGCACAGGAGGUUUCUCAGUUUGUACUCUUGAAAUAGGAUAUAUGAUAAAAUAACCUUCUUUUGAACAUCGGUGCUGCUGGUAAUAUGUGCCUUUCUUAAUACAGGUUUAACUCAGAAUCAAUGAUAAUGAUAAUUCUGAGGGUUGAGGGGAAAGAUGAUGUCACUGGGUCAAUAGGAGGACAGAGAUGAGCUGAUGGAUACUGUUGUAAUGACGUGUAAUGAGUGUGCCACACCAACGCUAAUAAACAGAAAUAUACCCGCAACUUCCAUAACAGAAUACACUGUUUACCCACCAGCUCCGCAAAUAGACUUGUUUAUAAGUAAAAGGUAUUCAUUGAAGAGCGCCGUUAUUAUUUUUUGACAAUAUGAAUAUUCUAUGAGCAGAGCGUGGGCACUGUGAAAUGAAAGCACAAAUCUACAAAAAUGAGGAUUAUCAUGGGGUUCAUUUUGACUUCCAUUUACAGACGUGUUGAAGAUGCAUGCAAGAACGUUUUUUGACUUCACAUUUUUAUCUGUUCAAACUAAACCUACAUGGAAAAUUAUAAUUUAUAUGCAUCACCCUGACAUGUCAAAAACAUAACACAACGGUAAACUUAUUAGACCACCUCUGUUAAAGCAGCAGAUGAUAGGGAAUGGAAGGGUUACAGCACUCUUACAAUAUUCUAAUGUCAAAAUGAUAAUUUUAACAAGCACAAGGACAGAAGGUUAUGUAUCAGAGACUAGAAGGAUAUGGAGGAGGAGAAAUGAUUAAUUGCAGAGAGGACAAUGAGAGGUUUUUCAUAAUGAGAUGAGGGUGAGGAUGGGGACUGACAUUAAUAUUCUGAUUGGAGAUCGAAAGACCUUUCUAGCAAGAAUAGCAGUCGAGGAAAAAGACAGCAGACUACAACUAUAUAAAAUAAAAUUGUAGUGGUCCGUGUAUUUCCAUGUUGAUGUUCUCAGUUCCUUGUCCAUUUUUAUCAUAGUAUUAUUUACUGCCCUUUACUUUGAUUAUUAUUUCAAUGAAUUUCAGUCAAUGUUUUACUUACUUAUUUACUAACCAUUAUUAUUAUUUAUUAUUAAUAACAAUCAUAAUGAUACUUUUGUGUUUCCCUUUUAUUUGCCUUGUUUUUUCCCUCACAAAAAAAUACUGAUUUUGGAUUUAUAAAUAAUGCUUACGUUAUGGCUUGUACUUUGUCGUGUUUUAUUUAAAUUGUACGACAAAAUGAGUUUGUAUCUUUAACUAAAGUACAUGUAUCGAGAAGAUAAGUCAAUAAUUAAAAAGUUUUUAAAAAAAAGA